Molecule: messenger RNA, 770 nt
Organism: Harpia harpyja (harpy eagle)
Lineage: Eukaryota; Metazoa; Chordata; Aves; Accipitriformes; Accipitridae
Product: RNA-binding protein 3-like
Biological process (GO): positive regulation of mRNA splicing, via spliceosome; regulation of translation
Cellular component (GO): spliceosomal complex
Molecular function (GO): RNA binding; ribosomal large subunit binding
Source: RefSeq, a predicted model, not a curated record
CAAUGGCGUGCCGGGUGGGGAGGAGAGGGGGCGUGGCCGGUAGAUAAGGGCGGGGCGGGGCCGGGCGCGGUCUCAGUCUGGGGCCGUUGGGCGCCGCGCGGGCAUGGCGGCAGAGGAGGGGAAGCUUUUCGUGGGGGGGCUCAACUUUGACACGGAUGAGCAGGGGCUGGAGCAGCACUUCAGCUCCUUUGGGCCCAUCGCCGAGGUGGUGGUGGUGAAGGACCGGGAGACCCAACGGUCCCGCGGCUUCGGCUUCGUCACCUUUGCCAACCCCGAACACGCCAGCGACGCCAUGAGGGCCAUGAACGGCGAGUCCCUGGAUGGGCGACAGAUCCGGGUGGAUCACGCUGGAAAAUCCCCCCGCGGUGCCCGGGGGGGCUACGGGGGGGGCCGGGCCCGGGGCCGGGGCUACGUUCGAGGAGGAGGUGAUCGGGGCUACGGGGGCCGCUACGAGGGACGCAGCGGGGGGGGCUACGGGGGCUCCCGCGACUAUGGUGGCCGAAACCAGGGGGGUUACGGUGAGCGCUUCCCCUCCGCUUCCUACCGGGACAACUACGACAACUGAGCUUGGACCCUCGAUGCUGGAUUUCGGGGGGGCCCCCGAACCCCCCCGGGGUGGGGGGGACACACUGUCCCCUCCCCCCCCGGGCCAUGGAUGGACGCCGAGGGGGGAGGGGGACAUGGUGGGGGUGGCGGGUGGAGGGGGGGGCAUGACCCCCCCCCAAUUUGUACUUUCUCAGGUCCUAUUAAAGGUCAGAUCCCUCCCAGGA